Gryllus bimaculatus (two-spotted cricket) is the source of this 1878-nucleotide messenger RNA. NCBI's taxonomy places the organism in Eukaryota, Metazoa, Arthropoda, Insecta, Orthoptera, Gryllidae. The record is from the annotation of a GenBank genome assembly.
AUGACGCUUCAGGAGGGACAAUUGAAUUACUGUUAUCAGACUUGGCUUGCUUGGAUCGUACCUCAGUCGCAGUUUUGUUCAAGAUACACAAUUAUGUUUCAACGCCGUCGUUAUAGAGGUUCUAAAGGUUACAAAUAUGAUCCAGAGCUUCCUGAGCUACCAAAGUAUAUUCACAAAAUGAAUCAAAGACACCUUUUACAAAGUAAGCUCUGUAUUUCAGACAUCAACAUACGUAACAGACGCAUUGUCGUCAGGACUGAUUUUAAUGUCCCUCUCUCUCCCUAUGGACAAAUUCUUGACAGUGAGAAAAUUCACAGGGUGAUCCCUACAAUCAAGUUUCUUCUUGGAUGUGAUUGCUACUCGAUUCUUCUUAUAUCUCAUAUAGGAGAUGCUGGAGGCAAAAAGAAUGAAUAUUGCUCCUUAGAACCUGUAGCAAAAGAGCUUGAUAAAAUUUUAUACAUAAAUUAUGGCUUAACAGUAGAAUUUUUGCAUGAUAUUUUUCAUCAUGAAGUCCGAGCUUUCUGUUCUUUUCCUCCUAGAAGAAGCAUUGCGGUUCUUGAAAAUAUUCAGUUCUAUCCAGAAGAAUUUGGAACAACCAAAGACAAUACAAUACAGCUUACAAAUGAAAGGAUCUCAAGAUUUAGACGCAUAAUAAAAAGUUUCGGUGACAUAUAUGUAAACGAGGCUUUUUCACUUACUCACUUAACACAUAGCUCCAUUUUGGCACAAUAUUUUCCUAUUAGUGUGACUGGUCUCUACACACAAAAGACACUAAAUUAUUUUCAAAGAUUCUAUAUCGAGCCGAAAAGGUGUGUUGAGAAAUUGCCUGUGUGUGCUAUAUUAGGUGGUGAUAAAAUUGACAUCAUGUUAUCAAUUUUGGAUAAUUUGCUAGAUUUUGUGGACUAUGCAAUAAUUGGUGGAGGCUUAGCUUUUACUUUUUUAAAGGAAACAAAGAAUAUGAAGAUUGGAGAUUCUUUAUUCCUUAAACAUAGUGGUCGUAUUGUCAGAAACCUGAUGAGAAAAGCUCAGCAUAAUGGAGUUAUGAUGUAUUUACCCUGUGAUUUUAUGGUGGGACGUCGUGAUAGUGAGCGAAGCAGAUUUUGUCCUGUCGAAGAAGGAAUUCCUAAAGGGAAAAUGGGAUUAGACAUUGGAUUUAUUUCACUCAAUGACAUCCGUAAUUUUGUCAAGAAAUCAAACACCAUUCUUCUUUAUGGCCCAAUGGGCGUGGUUGAGGAGUCCCUUUAUGAGGAUGGCACAGCAGACCUCAUCGAACUAUUGAAUGAUGCAUAUUGCAGAGGUGCAGAGACCAUUAUUGUUGGGGAAACCACAGGCAACUUUGCAAGGAAAAAGAAGCUUGCUAGAAAUGUUUCUCAUAUUUGUGCAGGAGAAGCAACAUUACAUCUCCUUCUUGGACGAAAACUACCAGGCUUGGAAGCAUUAUUGACAAAGGGGGUUCAGCAUUGCCGGAAAGAAUCUUUGUGGUAUGAUAUUCUAAAGGAGAAUUAUGGCACAGACCACCAAAGGCAGCGCAGGGGAAAGACCAAGAAGAAAAUCAUCUUGAAAGAAGAUGGCAAGCACUACAAUAGUGAUGCUUCUGAUACAGAUUAAUACAUCCAGGGCCAGUUCAAGAAUGAUGCAACUUCAAAUGUAGUAUAAGUGUUUUUAUUUAAAUGUGUAUCUUUUAUUUAUAAGUUGCUCUAAGUAUCUGCACACAAGUUGAGAAACAUAAUUCCAAAUUACACGUUUCUGUCCUCUCAAAAUAGAUUUCAUUAUUAUAAAUACAUUUUAUAUCUCAUGUUUAAAAAGUCUGCGUAUCAGCAUCAAAAUUACUUGUAUGUAACCUUGAUCCAAGAAUAAAUGAUUAUAUUAUCGGUGAAA